UCCGGCAUCUUGUAAGGUUAGUGAAGGAACGCAUUGAUCGUGCCCUUCGUAAAAUUUUCAAUUUAUUUGUAGAAAUUGUUACAAUUCAAGAUGGGUCGUUACGCUAAGGAACCAGAUAAUCCCGCCAAAUCCUGCAAGGCUCGCGGAUCAAACCUUCGCGUGCAUUUCAAGAACACCCGCGAAACGGCACUAGCAAUCAAGCGUAUGCCCCUGCGUCGUGCUCAGAAGUUCCUGAAGAACGUCUGUGAGAAGAAGGAGUGCGUUCCGUUCCGUCGCUUCAACGGUGGAGUAGGUCGUUGUGCCCAGGCUAAACACUGGAACACCUCGGUCGGUCGUUGGCCCAAAAAGUCUGCCGAAUUUCUGCUGCAGUUGCUGAAGAAUGCUGAAGCAAAUGCUGACUACCGGGGGCUGGAUGUCGAUCGAUUGGUCGUCGAUCAUAUUCAGGUGAACCGUGCACCAUGCCUACGUCGCCGUACGUACCGUGCUCACGGUCGUAUCAACCCCUACAUGUCGUCGCCUUGUCACAUCGAACUGACACUCACCGAAAAGGAGGAUGUCGUCGCUAAGGCUACCGAAGCUGAACCGGCCAAGAAAAAGCUGUCAAAGAAGAAGCUCCAAAGGCAGAAGGAGAAGAUGAUGCGAAACGAGUAGUUUAAUGCUUAAGUUGACGGGAAGUAUAAAUGGAGGAUCGAAAAUAUAAGUACAGCGGGCGCAAGA
Molecule: messenger RNA, 717 nt
Organism: Sabethes cyaneus
Lineage: Eukaryota; Metazoa; Arthropoda; Insecta; Diptera; Culicidae
Gene: RpL17
Product: 60S ribosomal protein L17
Exons: 3
Coding region: 91-651 (186 amino acids)
Biological process (GO): cytoplasmic translation
Cellular component (GO): ribosome; cytosolic large ribosomal subunit
Molecular function (GO): structural constituent of ribosome
Source: RefSeq, a predicted model, not a curated record